AUGAAUAAGUCACGACGUGUGAUGAGACAACAAAGGAAUCCAUUUAAUCACUCUAGUAAUAAAGAUGGUGUUAUUCAUGGAAAAUUCAAAGAUCUUCCAAUGUUUAAAAUUUGUUUUUCAUGCACUCCGUAUCUACUUUCCGGUGGAGAACUGCUAUUUUUCAAUGGUGAUUAUGAUUCUUGGACUGUAAGAAUAGGGAAUAUGAAGCUUGAAGAGGGUACAAAAAUUGAAACUAUGAUGGAAGAAGACUAUGAAUAUAUACAAUCCGAACCAGAUACCAAAAAACCAUUCCAGGUUGCACGUGUUGGAAAAUGGAAUCUAACAGGUGACGGAGGAUAUGACAU
Racocetra persica is the source of this 344-nucleotide messenger RNA. NCBI's taxonomy places the organism in Eukaryota, Fungi, Glomeromycota, Glomeromycetes, Diversisporales, Gigasporaceae. The record is from the annotation of a GenBank genome assembly.